This is a messenger RNA of Myripristis murdjan (pinecone soldierfish), 2979 nucleotides long. RefSeq lists its product as uncharacterized. Gene Ontology annotation, cellular component: membrane; extracellular region. Gene Ontology annotation, molecular function: lipid binding. The record is from RefSeq and is a predicted model, not a curated record. The transcript is spliced from 6 exons. NCBI's taxonomy places the organism in Eukaryota, Metazoa, Chordata, Actinopteri, Holocentriformes, Holocentridae. The coding region runs from base 22 to 2367 and encodes 781 amino acids. Gene Ontology annotation, biological process: lipoprotein metabolic process; lipid transport.
UUUAUCCGCGCACUGAAUAAGAUGGAGCCACAAGAAGCCGACGAGGAGGAACCGGACAAACAGGUGUUUCUGCUCAGAGAGGAACUGCAGGAGGCUUUAUGCCGUUACAUCUCAGAUACCUUCAGCUACAUGGACACGGUGAAAGAAUUCUGUUAUAAGCUUUCAAAAUGGAUGCUUGAGAGAGAGACAGAUGUGUCUAUGAUGAUGGAUAUCAAAGACAGGGCUGACAAAAUCAACCUGAACUUCAGCCAUGUCACUAAGUCUGAGAACAAAGCCCAGGCCCUGUUUGAACUCACAAAGAGCAAGCUGAGCUUCAAUACAGACAAGAGGCGUGAGGAGCUGAAGAAGGAGCUGGCCAAUGUGUUGAAGAACUCUCUGGAAGGCUUGGAGAAGCUCAACUCCUUCCUGGAUGCUGUGGAGCGGCUGGCGGUCACCUCGCUGCAGGUGUUCAUGGAGGAGAACCAGGUGUUAGAGCUGCCCCGAGAGAUCAGCCCUGAGAGAGUUCAGGCUGUCAUUACUGCUGCAAGGCUGGUCUGCCCACUGCUCCUUUUGUUUAAGAGAGAUGCAAGUGCCUUCUUCCUUCCCAGCAUCCACAAUGUGGAAGUGCUGGCAGCUUCUUUGGACAAAUACAUAUGCAUCGCCCAGGAAAUCUGUGAGAGGUUGGAGAAAAGCGCUGUAAGUGAGUUUUCAGAGAAGAUGGUUAAAGAAACGGUGGUUGAUCUUACUCUGGAUUUGUCUGAGGACAACAUACAAGCUAUGCUUUGCCAUAUCAGACAGCUUAUUGAUAUCAGAGAGGAACUACAGAGGGAAUUAUGCCAUUACAUCUCAGAUACCUUCAGCUGCAUUGAUGCAUUGGGGGAAUUCUUUGACACUCUCUCUGAAUGGGUGAAAGAGAGGAAGACAGAGGUCACCGAGCUGAACAAAAUCAAAGAUGAGGCUGACCUGAACUCAGUGUUGGAGAAGGCUCUGGGAGGCUUGGAGAAGCUUGACCCCUUCCUUGAAGCUGUGGAGCGGCUAGCGGUCACCUCACUGCAGGUGUUCAUGAAGAACCAGGUCUUACAGCUGCCCCAAGAGAUCAGCCUUGAAAAAGUUCAGGCUGUCAUUAACGAUUCAACGCAUGUCUGCCCAUUUCUUCUUGAGUUUAAGAGACAUGACAGGACCUUCCUCCGCCCAAACAUUAAAAAUGCGGAUGUGUUUGCAACACAAUUGGACAGAUACAUAUUGAUCACCCAGAUAAUCUGUCACAUGAUGAAGAAAAGCUCUGUUAAUGACUUACGGCAGAAGAGGAUUGAACCAGAAAUGGUUCAUCUUGCAGUGGAUUUGUCUGAAGAAAACAUACAAAAUAUGCUUGGUCAUAUACGUCAGCUGGUCAGUAUCAGAAUGGACCAGCACUUCAGGCUGGUGUUCUUGUUCCAGGACGUGUCGUGUUCAGAGUUCAUCAGGGAGUACAGCGAGCGAAAACCCACGAUCCUGCAGUUUCUGUCUGACCUGGAGGAGACUGCUGUCAAACUCGACGAGAUGAAGCUGGGGGCGGACAUCUCAGGUGUGACCAGCAGCUCGGUGGGGGCAGUUGGAGGUGUGCUUUCCAUCGCUGGUCUGAUUUUAGCCCCCUUUACAGCUGGGGCAUCUUUAGGUCUGACCCUAACUGGAGCAGGGCUGGGAAUUACCGGCGGAGUCACUAGUCUAGUCACCACAAUCACAGAGAGUGAAGUCAAUCGUGAAAAUCAAAACAAAGCCAAUGAAUUCUUCCAAACCCUUUUGGAGAAUAUGCAGAAUAUCCAGCAUUUUUUGGAGAUAGCAUCCAGUCAACCAGUCACUAGAGCUGGAGUGGGUAAAUCAGAUGUGGCUGACACAGUAGUAACAGGAGUGCGUGGAUCUGGUGAGAUUGCAAAAGAUAUUAUUUCUGUUGUCAAUGACCUGCAAGAGCCAAAACCUACCCUGCAGAGUGCAAAUGAGAUUGAGAUGGUGGCCCAGGGAGCUGAAACAACAGCUAAUGAGGUGCAGAUUGCAAAUGAGUUUGAGAUGGGGGCCCAGGGAGCUGAAGCAAUUGCUCAAAUGCCCAGGGUGGCCGCAGAUACAGGAGAGGCAGCUGCCAGAGGGGUUGCUGCCCUCAGCAGUACAGCCAGGGCUGGUUUUGGCGUCCUCAAUGGGCUUUUCCUUGGUUUGGAUAUCUACGGCAUCACUAAAAACAGCAUCAGUCUGCAUUAUGGCAGCAAGAGUGAAGCCUCAGAGUUCAUCAAAGCCAGAUCUGCACUUUGGUGUUCAGAGCUGAAGGCAUGGCAGGAGAUCCAUGACUCCCUGUGUCAAGGCCUGGAAACAUCAGAGAAAAACAAAAAAAUCCUGCAGAAGCCAUUUUAUCCAGAGUGAGAUAAAUAGAUGAAAACUAAAGUUCCAUUUGAUCCACUGGAUCAGAACCAAAACAAAACUAGUUUGCAUCAUGUAGUAGAAGGAGUUAAUAAAUACAUAAUAGAAUCACAAAGGUUUACUUAAAUAAUGUUAACUGAUGCAAUUUACAUUAUAUUACAUAAAAAUCUGUAAUACCACAUGCCACCACAAAACUAACUCUUCCUAACAUGCUAACAUGGUUAAUGAUGUUAUUCCUGUGCCUAACCUCGAAUGUCUGCCUUGCCUCGCCUCGAUUCAUGUGUCAGUUCACUGCAAAAAUAUAACCUGCAUAUAUCACAUAUAACUAAAGUUUCCAGCAGUGAGUCAGUGGCUCCUCUGUCCUGAGACAGCUGUCAUCUUUUCUUUGUCUGGUAGUGCACGAAGCUUUUCAUUUGCUCUGAAAUGGGUCAGACAUGAACUGCUGGCUUUAGUAGAGAUUGCUUGUCAUGCUAAUGAACAACCUGCAUUUAGUUACUAUGAGCACUAAAACAUCACACUCAUACAUAAUUGCAUUUGUAUUUUAAAUAUUGGAGAUAGAUAGAUUGUGCAUACCGUAGAUAUAUUUGUUUUUCUCUCAGCAUUAAUCAUGGCAAC